This is a messenger RNA of Dissoconium aciculare CBS 342.82, 2161 nucleotides long. Its product is annotated as ENTH-domain-containing protein. Gene Ontology annotation, molecular function: clathrin binding; phospholipid binding. The record is from RefSeq and is a predicted model, not a curated record. Gene Ontology annotation, biological process: endocytosis; Golgi to endosome transport. Lineage: Eukaryota; Fungi; Ascomycota; Dothideomycetes; Mycosphaerellales; Dissoconiaceae. Gene Ontology annotation, cellular component: plasma membrane; clathrin vesicle coat; endosome. Bases 159 to 1718 code for a protein of 519 amino acids. The transcript has 3 exons.
CGCACGAAGAACAACAUCGCAACCGAGGACCUCUGUGCCGCAUCCAUUCUCGACGAAGCAGUGUUUAAUCUUCGCAACGUUCUCUGGACGUCACAGUCUGGUCGGCAGGCCACUCACACAAUCACAUGAACUGAGUUACUCGCGAAAUCGCCGUCAAAAUGGAUUGGAACAACCUUCGAGAUCAGGUCAGCAACCUGAGUCUCUACGAUGUCAAAGCGAGUAUUCGCAAAGUGCAAAAUGCCGUCAUGAACUACACGGAAAUGGAGGCGAAAGUCCGUGAAGCCACAAACAAUGAACCUUGGGGUGCGUCGUCUACUUUGAUGCAAGAAAUUGCGAGCGGCACCUUCAACUAUCAGCUCCUGAACGAGAUCAUGCCCAUGAUUUACAAGCGAUUUACCGAAAAGUCAGCAGAGGAAUGGCGGCAGAUCUACAAGGCGCUUCAACUCAUGGAAUUCCUCGUCAAAAAUGGAUCGGAAAGAGUUAUUGACGAUGCGCGCUCGCACCUCUCGCUUCUCAAGAUGCUUCGACAAUUUCACUACAUCGACCAGAACGGCAAGGAUCAGGGACUCAAUGUCCGCAACCGAAGCAAGGAGCUCACCGAUCUUCUGAGCGAUGUCGAGAAGAUUCGCGCGGAGAGGAAAAAGGCUCGAACUACGCGAAACAAAUACAGCGGUGUUGAAGGUGGCGCAGGCGCCGGUCUCGGAGCCAGCAGCAGUCGAUAUGGUGGAUUCGAGGGCGGCAGUGGCGGCACACCGUCAUUCGGAAGUGGAUACGGCGGACAGACUCGUGGUGUCUAUGGUGACGGUGGCGGUUUCGGCGGCGAGGCCCACGAUGAAUACAACGAGGGAGGCCGGACAGGAGGCAGCGAGCGUUUUGAUGAGUAUGACGAGUAUGAUGAUGGCGGCGCUCAUGCUGCGCCUGGCCGACGGAAAGCGGAUGCAAGUGCAGGCAAGAAACCUACAGCAACAGCAUCAGCCGCCAAGAAGGCCGAACCAGCGAAGCCGAAAGCGCCUGAGGUGGAUCUGUUUGAAUUUGGUGACGAUGAGCCUGCGACAUUUACUUCUGCGCCGGCUGCUUCGUCGGCUUUAAGCGCUCCGCCAGCGCCCGCACCAGCUCAGCAUGAUGAUGACGACUUUGAUGAUUUCCAAUCGGCUGCGCCAGCUUCAAACGCAGCGCCUGCACCACUGCCGAAGCCAAACUACAGCUCACUAUCUACCCCGGCUCUGUCUGCGUCAUCCUCGGGCGUCCUCUCACCACCGCCGGCAGCUUCAUCUGGUCCUAACUACUCCAACUUUUACGCAGCCCCUACUCCGGCCAGCUCGGGUUUCGCAACACCGGCGGCUGCACAGCAACAACAGCAGCAACCCAAGCCAAGCGGCUACCAGCCUGCUGGACCCAACUACUUCACCUCUGUGCCCGUCCCUACCGCGGGCAGCGCCACCGCUUCAGGCACCAGCACCCCAUUCGGCGGACUCUCCUCCGGGACCAACAAGCCCGCCGCCCGGACUGGCGGUGCAGGCGGCGAUGCCUUCGCCAGCUUGCUGUCUGGCUCAUCCAAGAAGUCCGCGACCACGGGCAACAAGGGUCUGACCAUCGCCGACAUGGCUAAGCAGAAAACACAGGCUGGACUUUACGGCGCGCCCGCAGCGGCGGCUUCCCCGGCAGCACCUGCAAAGCCUUCGACCGGAAGCAACGGAUUGGAUGAUCUGCUUGGUUGAGGAAAGUAAACGGAAACUUUUGGCAUGUUUUCCUCUCACGACAGGGCGUGUUGUCACACCGAAUCUCAAGUCAGCAAGCCUCGGGACGACGCAUCGGGAAUCGAUGCUCGGCGCCGACGAGGCUUUCGGCUGGGAACACGAUUGGAGGCUCAAAUUGCGAAGAGUUCUCAUUUGGUUGUGCGUGGAUGGCUGUGGGAGUGCCAGUCGAGUGAUGCAAUGACGAGUUCGUGCUUCGAUAGUCUAGCGAUGUUGGAGGAGAAACGGAAUAGACAAAAAGAAUGGCGAGCAAUUCUCAGCGAUCGAAACGUGGUCCAUGAGAUAUCAGUCGAAACUUGCAGCGCAGGAAAGCGCGACUUCUUGACAUAACGAUCACCCGUAGUACAAUUUUGUUUAUUUCUGUCAUCAAGCAGGCUGCACUUCUACAGGCGCUAAUCAUCCACGAG